AUUAGCUAGGUAUAUUUUUCUAUUUGUCUAGGACAUUGACCUAAUAAGAUGGUUAAUCAUCACUGGACUCAUAAAAACAAACAAACAAAAAGCCAACUAACCAUUUAAAGUGAGACUUUAACAUCAGAAAAAGGAUGGACUUGUUGCAGUUGCUGUAGCAUUCAAAGUCCAGGUGAUCAUUUCAAACCAAGCAUCAGCAGCAAUUAAAAACAUUCACAUGGUAUCUGUAGUUUAAUCAUGGACCAACAUCAACAUUUGAAUAAAACAGCAGAGUCAGCAUCUUCAGAGAAAAAGAAAACAAGACGCUGCAAUGGAUUCAAGAUGUUCUUGGCAGCCCUGUCAUUCAGCUAUAUUGCUAGAGCACUAGGUGGAAUCAUUAUGAAAAUGUCCAUCACUCAAAUAGAAAGGAGAUUUGACAUCUCUUCUUCUCUUGCUGGUUUAAUUGAUGGAAGUUUUGAAAUUGGAAAUUUGCUUGUGAUUGUAUUUGUAAGUUACUUUGGAUCUAAACUACACAGACCAAAGUUAAUCGGAAUUGGUUGUCUCAUUAUGGGAACUGGAAGUAUUUUGACAGCUUUACCACAUUUCUUCAUGGGAUAUUACAGGUAUUCUAAAGAAACCCAUAUUAAUCCAUCAGAAAAUUCAACAUCAAGUUUAUCAACCUGUUUAAUUAAUCAAACCUUAUCAUUCAACAGAACAUCACCUGAGAUAGUAGAAAAAGGUUGUGUGAAGGAAUCUGGGUCACACAUGUGGAUGUAUGUCUUCAUGGGUAAUAUGCUUCGUGGUAUAGGGGAAACCCCCAUAGGACCAUUGGGGAUUUCGUACAUUGAUGAUUUUGCAAAAGAAGGACAUUCUUCCUUGUAUGUAGGUAGUUUGAAUGCAAUAGGAAUGAUUGGUCCAGUCAUUGGCUUUAUCCUGGGAUCUCUGUUUGCUAAAAUGUAUGUGGAUAUUGGAUAUGUAGAUCUGAGCACUAUCAGGAUAACUCCUAAGGACUCUCGUUGGGUUGGAGCUUGGUGGCUUGGUUUCCUUGUGUCUGGACUGUUUUCCAUUACUUCUUCCAUACCAUUUUUUUUCUUGCCCCAAAAUCCAAAUAAACCACAAGAAGAAAGAAAAGUUUCACUCUCUUUGCAUGUGCUGAAAACAAAUGAUGAAAGAAGUCAAACAGCUAAUUUGACCAACCGAGGAAAAAAAGUUACAAAAAAUGUGACUGGUUUUUUCCAGUCUUUGAAAAGCCUCCUUACCAAUCCCCUGUAUGUUAUGUUCGUGCUUUUGACAUUGUUACAAAUAAGCAGCUUUAUUGGUUCUUUUACUUACAUCUUUAAAUAUAUGGAGCAACAGUAUGGUCAGUCUGCAUCUCAGGCUAACUUUUUGCUGGGAGUCAUAACCAUUCCUACGAUUGCAACUGGAAUGUUUUUAGGAGGAUAUAUCAUUAAAAAAUUCAAAUUGUCUUUAGUUGGAAUUGCCAAAUUUUCACUUCUUACUUCGAUAAUAUCCUUCUUGUUUCAACUUAUUUAUUUCCCUCUAAUCUGUGAAAGCAAAUCAGUUGCCGGCCUAACCUUGACCUAUGAUGGAAAUAAUUCAGUGGCAUCUCAUAUAGAUGUACCACUUUCUUAUUGCAACUCAGAGUGCAAUUGUGAUGAAAGUCAAUGGGAACCAGUCUGUGGGAACAAUGGAAUAACUUACCUGUCACCUUGUCUAGCAGGAUGCAAAUCCUUAAGUGGUAUUAAGAAGUCUACAGUGUUUUAUAACUGUAGCUGUGUGGAAGUAACUGGUCUCCGGAACAGAAAUUACUCAGCCCACUUGGGUGAAUGCCCAAGAGAUGAUGCGUGUACAAGGAAAUUUUACAUCUAUGUUGCAAUUCAAGUCAUAAACUCUUUGUUCUCUGCAACAGGAGGUACCGUAUGUAUCUUGCUGAUUGUGAAGAUUGUUCAACCUGAAUUGAAAGCACUUGCAAUGGGUUUUCAUUCAAUGGUUAUAAGAACACUAGGGUCGCUGUGAUUUUUUGAAAUCUGCAAAUUUUUCACCCAUUAUUUCAGGACCAGUUUGCUUCAGAUGCAUUGGCCUCAGACAACAUUCCGUUGUGAUUCUACUAUUUCUCAGUCUCAGAAAAUUGAGAAUGAUUAAACGUAAAAAGAAUCGGUGAAACAUUCAUGUAUAAAUCACUGUCAUUUUUUGUGACAAAACAAAAUCUGAAAAGUAUGAAUCACAAAACAGAACAAGAACAAAGUGAAAUCUUGUAUGCUUCAUUUCUGCCAUCUAAACGAUAGCUCUCUACUAUGAUGGCCUUCAAAAUUUUGAACAAAUUACCUAUUCUUAAAACUAGGAGUUAAUCUCAGAAUUUAUACUUCUCCUAUAAAUAACAUAUGUAUCCCUGGAAUGCUGCACAUUCAUCGAAAUCAGGCACUACAGAUAAAAAAUUGACUUUGGACAGACCACUGAAAAUAUAUGUAUCGUUGUGCACUAAAGACCACUGACAGAAACAAAAUUUAGCAACAGAGACCCUAACCUGCAGCCUAGCCUGCUUUAGGAGAUAUUAAAAAGUGCAUGAAAUCGAUGGAGAGAAAAUGCUUGAUCGUGGGCUCUAAUAGCAGUAAGAAAGAGAGAAUUGGGCUCUGAGCCCAGAAAAAAGUGAAAUUGGCCAAUAGCUGAGCACUGUUUGAAGCUGGGCCUGAACUUCUCUGGGGAGGGAAUCCCCGUGUAAGCAUUUACUUUUUUAUUAUCUUAAAAUAGUAUUAAAAUCUCCUGCCUUUACAGCAGUUGAGGUGAGAGCUUUUCCUUUUCUCAUAAAGUUAUAAUUUAACUCUCAGUAAUCCAGCCAUUCUUGCCUAAGAAAAAUUCCAUAUGAAUCAGCAUAACUUUCAUGUUUUACUAACAACAUUCCCCUUUUUACCAAUCCGGCUUCAGUUAAUUUGUAUUGUAGGAAGAACAGAGUAUACAGGUGUAUAAUACUCUUUCUUCCCUCUGUAUAUAGGGAGAGAAGAGUAGAUCAAAUACAUCUGUGACAUUACCAUAUGAUUUAAGCCUUUGUGAUUUCUAAUAAUUUUGAUUCUUGGGUGGAUGGAGGCCAAAACAAUGGAAUAAUUUUCCAAAACUUUAAACUUGUAUUAAUCCAAAAUGUAUCAGUGUAGACAAUCACCCAGUUACAUUUGAAACCUUUCACUUGGAUUGAUACCUUUUUAUCUCAU
This is a messenger RNA of Cercocebus atys (sooty mangabey), 3182 nucleotides long. It is a transcript of the gene SLCO1B3, whose product is annotated as solute carrier organic anion transporter family, member 1B3. The transcript has 14 exons. Bases 238 to 1995 code for a protein of 585 amino acids. Gene Ontology annotation, cellular component: membrane. Gene Ontology annotation, biological process: transmembrane transport; sodium-independent organic anion transport. Lineage: Eukaryota; Metazoa; Chordata; Mammalia; Primates; Cercopithecidae. Gene Ontology annotation, molecular function: protein binding. The record is from RefSeq and is a predicted model, not a curated record.